Molecule: messenger RNA, 618 nt
Organism: Besnoitia besnoiti
Lineage: Eukaryota; Apicomplexa; Conoidasida; Eucoccidiorida; Sarcocystidae
Exons: 2
Coding region: 1-618 (205 amino acids)
Cellular component (GO): membrane
Source: RefSeq, a predicted model, not a curated record
AUGAAGCUCCCCAUUGCUUCCCUCGGCGCCGCUGCGGCAGCUCUGUUGUCGCUCCAGGCAGCGAGCGCCACCCCCACGUCGACGGGAGCGCCAACCGACACAGGGUCAUCCAACUUGCUCAAAGAUGUGGCGAUAUGUUCCAGUGGACAGCUCAAGCUGUCGGUGUCGGCUCCCAACGGAGCAGCAGCAUUCAGAUGCUCCGCCGACUUUCCUGACCUUAGCCCCGAUUUCGCAACCUCCGCACAGGAGCAGAAAGUGCUUCUUGGCGGUCAAGAGAAGCUCCUAAGGGAGAUUGUUUCUGGUGCCACGCUCGAACAAAAAAAGGUUCCACUCACCGGCGCGAACCCUGCCACCAAGGAGCAGGACCAGUCUCCCACCACAAACGAGAAUGUGUACGUGCUGACAGUGCCUAAGUUGCCGCCGGAGACAACUGCAGUAACGCUCAAAUGCAUCAAGAAAAGCGGCGGACCGCAGGCUUUGGCGAGCACUACUGGUUCUUGCGAGGUGCUCAUUACCGUGGCAUCAUCAGCAUCAUCCGCAGCGCUCCAGCCAGCACUUGCGGCAGUCGUCGGACUCCUCUCCCUUGGCACCACCGCGGUUCUCCAGCUUGCUGCAUGA